CCAAAUAAAGGCAAAAAAAAAAAAAAAACCCAAUCGAGAGUCAUCACUCUCCCGUCCGCGUACGUUAACCCUUUCCCACCCCCAUCAUCUCGACCUCCUUUUCCACCCCCCCGCCAUCUCCAUCUUCUUCCUCGAGGAUGGCUCUCGUCACGGACGAGAUGAAGACCAAGGCCGAGGUCUACCACGGCGACGAGAUCUGCCGCGAGAAGCUGAACCUCCUGCUGGCGGAGAUCGGCCUCCCCAACGGCCUCGUCACGGCGUCCCAGGAGAUCGAGGAGUACGGCUACGACAAGGGCGCGGGGCUGGUGUGGCUCAAGCACCGCAAGAAGGCCGAGCAGAAGGUGGCCGACAACGUGGUCGUCUCCUACGACACCGUCGUGUCCGCCCACGUCGAGCCCAACCGCAUCCGCAAGCUCCGCGGGGUCAAGGCCAAGGAGUUCCUCAACGUCUGGGUGAAGCUGAGCGAGAUCCACAUCGACGGCGGGGGCGGCUCCCCGACGCCCACGGCCGAGCUCAUGAUCACGUUCAAGACCCCCGUGGGGCUCUCCCGGUCGUUCCCGGUCUCGGCCUUCGAAUAGCGAAGUCGCCGGAGAUGGCGACAAUUGGUUGGAGGAAAAUCGGGGCACAAAAAUUGAACUGUUGAUAAAUUUGUAUAAAAUAAGGUACCCAAUAACAUAUUAUCCCUUAUUCGAUUUAUUAAAAAGAUUUUUGCUGCCUGCUUCUUA
Molecule: messenger RNA, 725 nt
Organism: Eucalyptus grandis
Lineage: Eukaryota; Viridiplantae; Streptophyta; Magnoliopsida; Myrtales; Myrtaceae
Exons: 1
Coding region: 138-578 (146 amino acids)
Source: RefSeq, a predicted model, not a curated record